Colletotrichum acutatum is the source of this 1077-nucleotide messenger RNA. RefSeq lists its product as uncharacterized. NCBI's taxonomy places the organism in Eukaryota, Fungi, Ascomycota, Sordariomycetes, Glomerellales, Glomerellaceae. The transcript is spliced from 3 exons. The coding region runs from base 1 to 1077 and encodes 358 amino acids. The record is from RefSeq and is a predicted model, not a curated record.
AUGCCGCCGCGAGGAAGUUCAUCCCGCGGUCGCGGUCGUGGUCGCGGCGUGAAAGCAACAGGAGGGGCCGGGAAGCGUAAGCGGGACCCGGACGAUGCGGCGGAGCUAGACGGCAUCCAGAAGCAGCGGAAGACUAAAAACAAAGACAGCAUGAUGGAGGACCGAGAAUGGACGAACCAGUAUUACCAAGGCGUCAGCAUUACUGAUCUACAUGGGAGGGGAUAUGGUCAUUGCCACCUGAUCACGCCGCGAGUCCCGUUCUCGUCGCCAUUCGCCUGUGAUGGCAGCAUCGAGGUCAUGUCUGGCAGUGGGGCGCCCGGUGACGGGUCGGUGCGUCUAGUUGGACCCAGGGACUAUUUUGGCAAGAGCAAGGAGCAAGUCGUCCUUCUGGCAAACGCAGCCAAGCCACCUUCAAAGAAAGCAGCAUACGAAGUCGUCGUCAUCCCGACUGGGGCGACAGGCGCAUCUUCUAUCAAGAGGGAGUAUCCACAGAUUAUAUCGUUCAUCUGGCCUGAAAAGAAGGCAGACAAGGAGCUUAGCGGCAUUCUCGCAAAGGACGAGAAGGGCACAUAUGUCGAUGUUCUCAAGAAAGUGUUCAAGGAGCAGCUGAAAGCCUUUGACAAGUCAGUGAUUGACACGACAGAGGACCCUGACGCGAACUUUGCUGGUGUGGGUUGUGUUCUUUCACCGCCAAUGGGUUCGAACAUCAAAUCCGAUAUUGACGGUACCGUUCACUUUUUGGAUCAUGGAGUUCUCUUCAUCUCUGAGAUCCAUAGAAUCUUUCUGCCGUUCAAAUCACUCGAUCGCGUUAUGCUUGUCCAUGCUAAAGAUAGCAAGGGCAAACUCGUUGGCCUCGAUGUGGUCUGCAACGUGAUAGAACCGUUUCACGAGGACAAGGAAGAAGAGAGCAGCGGAACGACUAUGAUCAAGAUUGGGCAGGUCGAUGAUGCUCUUUUCAAAGAUUUGAAGGAGUACAUGGAGGAGAACGAUUUGCAAGUCAUGGUGUGUGAGCAGUCGUUCUAUGACUACAAAAAGGGCAAAUCAAUGACCGGGUUCAUGCCUAUGAUGGGGGCCUGA